GAUUUCUUAUUGGCUCAACUUUAACUGCGUCUUCGUCCACGUUAUUACAGAGUCUUCCGUUUGAUCUCCAUUUCUUGGAGCUUGAAUCUAAUCAGUCAUGGCCGAGAUUGAGCUGAAAACAGCACCUGCUGACUUCCGAUUCCCUACUACAAAUCAAACCAGGCACUGUUUCACUCGUUACAUUGAGUUCCACAGGUGCCUGGCAGCAAAGGGUGAGGAAUCUGGUGAAUGUGAGAGAUUUGCAAAGUAUUAUCGUGCCCUUUGCCCUGGUGAAUGGGUCGAAAAAUGGAACGAGCAAAGAGAGAACGGCACAUUCCCUGGCCCUCUUUGAAGGAAUGUUCAUCACCUGGAAAGCACAGAUUGUGAAUUUAUGUUUGUUCCAAAGUUCUAUGAAGAAACUUUCCGAGUUCCAUAAUUUUUCCUCGCAUCUCAAAAAAUAAUAAAGGAUAGCAUUUUUCUUUCAAGUCUUCUGGAGUAGUUAUAACUCUCAAUUGUUGAUUGUGGACAAGGGUGAAUUGAUCCAAUGCAUUAUUCUCAUCAUUUGACUUCC
This is a messenger RNA of Cucurbita moschata (crookneck pumpkin), 550 nucleotides long. RefSeq names its product cytochrome c oxidase subunit 6b-2-like. The transcript has 4 exons. The record is from RefSeq and is a predicted model, not a curated record. Gene Ontology annotation, cellular component: respiratory chain complex IV; mitochondrion. The coding region runs from base 98 to 331 and encodes 77 amino acids. NCBI's taxonomy places the organism in Eukaryota, Viridiplantae, Streptophyta, Magnoliopsida, Cucurbitales, Cucurbitaceae.